ACGAGUGUAAGGCUGAAUCUUUCGAUCGGAAAAUAGAUCAGUAUCUUAGAUGUCUUAACGCUAUUGUUGAUUGUAAACAUGAACAAAAUAAGAAACAGGAAAAGGCAAAGUUGCUUCUUAAGAGAUAUAAAGAGGGUGAUCGAACUGGACCAGAUUACCAAUCUGCUAGGAAAUGGAAGAAUGAGCGUGAUUCAGCUGGUACAAUAGGUCCCUCGUUUCAACUUUAUAAUCCAACCUUUACAGGAGACGUAGUGGGAAACCUGAUGGGAACUGGGAGUAUCAGUGGAACUUCUUUUAAUUCGUCAAAAAGGGACAAAUAUGAAGAAAAUGAAAAGGACAGUAGCAAAGUUCAAAAAAGAACGAAAAUAGAUGAUUAUUUCUUGGUGACUUCCCCACUUCAGCAUGAACAAGAUCAACAUCCUCGAACUCCUGAACACCGAAUCUACUCGGCAAGUGAUUUCGUGUCUUCUAGGAUUCAAGAGGACAAACAACAACAGAGCAUUGACAAGAAUCAUUCUGGAAACAUUCUUCCUGAUGGCACAAAACUAAUGAGACCACCACCAGCACCAGAUUUCAUUUCGUUAAAAUUGGAAAUUGUCCUCGUUAAAGACAUUUUUGCUAAAAAUUUAUCUCAACAUACUGAAAUGUUAAAAAAUAAAAAUAAGUUGACCGCAGAAGAGAAGGCAACCUUAAGAUAUGGAGUAUCAAGAGUUAUUGAUCUUUCGGCUCAUAUGCGAGUAUGGUUUACUGAAAUUGAACGUCAGGAUAUAAUGAAGGAUUACGAAGAAAUUCUUAAAAUUCCCGAAUUGACAGAAGACAUUAAUAAGUUCAUUGCAAAGAUAGAAAAAAUGGUAAGGGAAGGCGAUGUUAAUGGGGCACAUAAAUAUUGUCUUAAUCAGCAUGCAGAUGCAUCAGUCAAUACGUGUCUACAAAAUAAUCUCUACAAUGUUAAAGAUGGAAAUGAUCUGUUAUAUUGUGGUGGUGAGCAUCACACUGAAAUCGAUGUUAUUGUAAAAACAUGUGCUUACAUUGUCAAUGGACUGCAGAAUGGAACUGGAAUACAUUCUAAAUGGGGAGAGUCAUUCUGUCCCUUGAGCCAGUCCGCUAAUCAUGAAAGAGGUAGGAAAUGUGAUGUCCGAUUUUUAAGUCAUAUGGGAAUAGAUCUUGGUGAAUGGGAGUUUUCCGCUCAAGCAACUCCAACCAAAACAAUUGAAGAUCGUUGUCGCUCAGCUAGAAUAAACCAAUCAAUUUUGAAUGGCCUGUUGAGCAAAGAUUUAACUGACACACAAGUGGAUAUGAUCAAGGUUCCAUAUUUACAAAUUGCCGGUGUUUUUGGACAACUAUUGGUGGAAGACUUGGUAAAUGGCUUUUAUAUCGUUUAUCCUGGACCAAUAUUUGAGAUACCAACAAAAUUGAUUCACAUUAGAAAAUUAAAAUCAGCGAUAAUAUCUUUUAAGCAUAUAAUGGAAAUGUAUAAAAAAGUCAACGAAGUGUUUGAUGAGUUGAACCAUAGUCGGAACUUACUUGAAGACAUUUUCAAAGUUGAUGGCGUUAAAUCAUCACAACACAAUUCACGCAAAUCAGUAUUUAUCCAUAAGCCAUGGUGGUCACCAAAGAGCCAAUCUCAAAAAUCUCAAGUAUUAACUGCAAUUGAAGAGAUGGAAAAGUAG
Molecule: messenger RNA, 1670 nt
Organism: Funneliformis geosporum
Lineage: Eukaryota; Fungi; Glomeromycota; Glomeromycetes; Glomerales; Glomeraceae
Source: the annotation of a GenBank genome assembly